Lepidothrix coronata (blue-crowned manakin) is the source of this 621-nucleotide messenger RNA. Its product is annotated as class I histocompatibility antigen, F10 alpha chain-like. Gene Ontology annotation, cellular component: external side of plasma membrane. The record is from RefSeq and is a predicted model, not a curated record. Bases 79 to 621 code for a protein of 180 amino acids. Lineage: Eukaryota; Metazoa; Chordata; Aves; Passeriformes; Pipridae. The transcript is spliced from 2 exons. Gene Ontology annotation, biological process: immune response.
UGUGUCCCCCCAGUUCUCCACUCCCUGCGUUACCUGCAUGUGGCGGUGACGGAGCCCAGCCUGGGGAUCCCUCAAUUCAUGGCCUUGGGAUACGUGGACGGGAUCCCCAUCAGCCGCUACGACAGCGAGCGGGGCCGGACGGAGCCGCUGACGCCGUGGAUGGCGGCCGGAGCCGAGCCGGGAUAUUGGGAUGGACAGACCCAGAUUGCUGAGGGGAACCGGUUCAUUGCUGCCACCGACCUGGAGACAGUGGGGGGCCGGUACAACUGGAGUGGGGGUCUCCACACGUGGCAACGGGUUGCUGGCUGUGACCUCCUGUCCGACGGGAGCGUCCGUGGAUCCUAUCGGUACGGCAUCGACGGGCGGGAUUUCAUCUCCUUUGAGCCGGGAUCCGGGAGCUUCGUGGCGGCCGAUGGAGCUGCCCAGAUCACCAAGAGGAAAUGGGAACACGAUGGGAUCGAGGUGGAGAGAUGGACAAAUUACCUGGGGAACAUCUGUCCGGAAUGGCUCCAGAAAUACGUUGGAUAUGGGCGGGAGGCGCUGGAGCGCAAAGGUGAGGGAGACAGAAUUCCCAUGGGAAUGUGGGAUUUGGGAGGGUGGGAUUUGGGAGGGUGGAACUAA